GGUUUCCAGCCAUGGCUGCCAUUACCUGACCAGCGCCACAGCCGGUCUCUCUGCAGGCGCCGGGAGAAGUGACCAGAGCAAUUUCUGCUUUUCACAGGGCGGGUUUCUCAACGGUGACUUGUGGGCAGUGCCUUCUGCUGAGCGAGUCAUGGCCCGAAGGCAGAACUAACUGUGCCUGCAGUCUUCACUCUCAGGAUGCAGCCGAGGUGGGCCCAAGGGGCCACGAUGUGGCUUGGAGUCCUGCUGACCCUUCUGCUCUGUUCAAGCCUUGAGGGUCAAGAAAACUCUUUCACAAUCAACAGUGUUGACAUGAAGAGCCUGCCGGACUGGACGGUGCAAAAUGGGAAGAACCUGACCCUGCAGUGCUUCGCGGAUGUCAGCACCACCUCUCACGUCAAGCCUCAGCACCAGAUGCUGUUCUAUAAGGAUGACGUGCUGUUUUACAACAUCUCCUCCAUGAAGAGCACAGAGAGUUAUUUUAUUCCUGAAGUCCGGAUCUAUGACUCAGGGACAUAUAAAUGUACUGUGAUUGUGAACAACAAAGAGAAAACCACUGCAGAGUACCAGGUGUUGGUGGAAGGAGUGCCCAGUCCCAGGGUGACACUGGACAAGAAAGAGGCCAUCCAAGGUGGGAUCGUGAGGGUCAACUGUUCUGUCCCAGAGGAAAAGGCCCCAAUACACUUCACAAUUGAAAAACUUGAACUAAAUGAAAAAAUGGUCAAGCUGAAAAGAGAGAAGAAUUCUCGAGACCAGAAUUUUGUGAUACUGGAAUUCCCCGUUGAGGAACAGGACCGCGUUUUAUCCUUCCGAUGUCAAGCUAGGAUCAUUUCUGGGAUCCAUAUGCAGACCUCAGAAUCUACCAAGAGUGAACUGGUCACCGUGACGGAAUCCUUCUCUACACCCAAGUUCCACAUCAGCCCCACCGGAAUGAUCAUGGAAGGAGCUCAGCUCCACAUUAAGUGCACCAUUCAAGUGACUCACCUGGCCCAGGAGUUUCCAGAAAUCAUAAUUCAGAAGGACAAGGCGAUUGUGGCCCACAACAGACAUGGCAACAAGGCUGUGUACUCAGUCAUGGCCAUGGUGGAGCACAGUGGCAACUACACGUGCAAAGUGGAGUCCAGCCGCAUAUCCAAGGUCAGCAGCAUCGUGGUCAACAUAACAGAACUAUUUUCCAAGCCCGAACUGGAAUCUUCCUUCACACAUCUGGACCAAGGUGAAAGACUGAACCUGUCCUGCUCCAUCCCAGGAGCACCUCCAGCCAACUUCACCAUCCAGAAGGAAGAUACGAUUGUGUCACAGACUCAAGAUUUCACCAAGAUAGCCUCAAAGUCGGACAGUGGGACGUAUAUCUGCACUGCAGGUAUUGACAAAGUGGUCAAGAAAAGCAACACAGUCCAGAUAGUCGUAUGUGAAAUGCUCUCCCAGCCCAGGAUUUCUUAUGAUGCCCAGUUUGAGGUCAUAAAAGGACAGACCAUCGAAGUCCGUUGCGAAUCGAUCAGUGGAACUUUGCCUAUUUCUUACCAACUUUUAAAAACAAGUAAAGUUUUGGAGAAUAGUACCAAGAACUCAAAUGAUCCUGCGGUAUUCAAAGACAACCCCACUGAAGACGUCGAAUACCAGUGUGUUGCAGAUAAUUGCCAUUCCCAUGCCAAAAUGUUAAGUGAGGUUCUGAGGGUGAAGGUGAUAGCCCCGGUGGAUGAGGUCCAGAUUUCUAUCCUGUCAAGUAAGGUGGUGGAGUCUGGAGAGGACAUUGUGCUGCAAUGUGCUGUGAAUGAAGGAUCUGGUCCCAUCACCUAUAAGUUUUACAGAGAAAAAGAGGGCAAACCCUUCUAUCAAAUGACCUCAAAUGCCACCCAGGCAUUUUGGACCAAGCAGAAGGCUAGCAAGGAACAGGAGGGAGAGUAUUACUGCACAGCCUUCAACAGAGCCAACCACGCCUCCAGUGUCCCCAGAAGCAAAAUACUGACAGUCAGAGUCAUUCUUGCCCCAUGGAAGAAAGGACUUAUUGCAGUGGUUAUCAUCGGAGUGAUCAUUGCUCUCUUGAUCAUUGCGGCCAAAUGUUAUUUUCUGAGGAAAGCCAAGGCCAAGCAGAUGCCAGUGGAAAUGUCCAGGCCAGCAGUACCACUUCUGAACUCCAACAACGAGAAAAUGUCAGAUCCCAAUAUGGAAGCUAACAGUCAUUACGGUCACAAUGACGAUGUCAGAAACCAUGCAAUGAAACCAAUAAAUGAUAAUAAAGAGCCUCUGAACUCAGACGUGCAGUACACGGAAGUUCAAGUGUCCUCAGCUGAGUCUCACAAAGAUCUAGGAAAGAAGGACACAGAGACAGUGUACAGUGAAGUCCGGAAAGCUGUCCCUGAUGCCGUGGAAAGCAGAUACUCUAGAACGGAAGGCUCCCUUGAUGGAACUUAGACAGCAAGGCCAGAUGCACAUCCCUGGAAGGACAUCCAUGUUCCGAGAAGAACAGAUAAUCCCUGUAUUUCAAGACCUCUGUGCACUUAUUUAUGAACCUGCCCUGCUCCCACAGAACACAGCAAUUCCUCAGGCUAAGCUGCCGGUUCUUAAAUCCAUCCUGCUAAGUUAAUGUUGGGUAGAAAGAGAUACAGAGGGGCUGUUGAAUUUCCCACAUACCCUCCUUCCACCAAGUUGGAACAUCCUUGGAAAUUGGAAGAGCACAAGAGGAGAUCCAGGGCAAGGCCAUUGGGAUAUUCUGAAACUUGAAUAUUUUGUUUUGUGCAGAGAUAAAGACCUUUUCCAUGCACCCUCAUACACAGAAACCAAUUUUCUUUUUUAUACUCAAUCAUUUCUAGCGCAUGGCCUGGUUAGAGGCUGGUUUUUUCUCUUUUCCUUUGGUCCUUCAAAGGCUUGUAGUUUUGGCUAGUCCUUGUUCUUUGGAAAUACACAGUGCUGACCAGACAGCCUCCCCCUGUCCCCUCUAUGACCUCGCCCUCCACAAAUGGGAAAACCAGACUACUUGGGAGCACCGCCUGUGAAAUACCAACCUGAAGACACCGUUCAUUCAGGCAACGCACAAAACAGAAAAUGAAGGUGGAACAAGCACAGAUGUUCUUCAACUGUUUUUGUCUACACUCUUUCUCUUUUCCUCUACCAUGCUGAAGGCUGAAAGACAGGAAGAUGGUGCCAUCAGCAAAUAUUAUUCUUAAUUGAAAACUUGAAAUGUGUAUGUUUCUUACUAAUUUUUAAAAAUGUAUUCCUUGCCAGGGCAGGCAAGGUGGCUCACGCCUGUAAUCCCAGCACUUCAGGAGGCUGAGGUGGGCGGAUCACCUGAGGUCAGGAGUUUGAGACCAGCCUGAUGAAACCCUGUCUCUACUAAAAAUACAAGAAUUAGCCGGGCGUGGUGGCGCAUGCCUGUAGUAUCAGCUACUCAAGAGGCUGAGGUGAGAUUAUCGCUUGAACCCAGGAAACGGAGGUUGUAGUGAGCGGAGAUCGCGCCACUGCACUCCAGCCUGAGUGACAGAGUGAGAAUCCAUCUCAAAAAAAACAAAAAACAAAAUUGCUUGCUAAAGAAGUGGUCUCCUGAGGUCUUAAGACAUUCCUGACAGUGUCUUGAGUGGGUGGGAGAGAGGCUGCUGUCAUUGCGCUGUGGAAUUUCACAGAUGAGAACCACGCCUAGCCAAAAUCACUUUUCCUGUUUGCCUCAGUGACACAGCUGCAGGGACCCUCGUGGAUGUUGUAUUAAAUAAAUUUGACCUUUGCUCUUUGCAGAUCUGUGAAAUGUUGUCUUCUGAGGGGCCACAUGCAUCUAUAGUGCUGAGGACUCCUUGGGCCUCUGAAGUCACAGAGAGAACCGAGCAGGUCUAUGUUUUUGUUUUGUUGUUUUGAGACGGAGAUUCGCUCUUGUUGCCCGGGCUGGACUGCAGCGGCGCAACCUCUGCUCACUGCAACCUCCGCCUCCUGGGUUCAAGCAGUUCUCCUGUCUCAGCCUCCCGAGUAGCUGGGAUUACAGGCACAUGUCACCACGCCUGGCUAAUUUUUGUAUUUUUAGUAGAGAUGGGGUUUCACCACGUUGGCCAGGCUGAUCUCGAAUGCCUGACCUUUGGUGAUCUGCCCGCCUUGUCCUCAUGUGUGCUCCACAGGCCUUUGGGUUGGGAUUGCAGGCGUGAGCCACCAUGCCCAGCCUAGACUCUUUUGACAAUAUGAUGAAAGCUGUUGGUUCCUUUCCCCAACACACACACACCGAGUUGUAUCACGAAAAUGUCAUACAAUUUCCAGGUUUUCUGAGUGGUGGGCUCAGAUUGAGGUCAAAGGAUCAGACGACCUCUAACGACCUUCAUGUCUCUGUUGAUGAUCUGGGGACAGCCAGAUCCCCUGUGUCCAGGGAGUUCCUUAGUCCCUUGCCACCACCAGAGAAGGGCAAUUGCCACGGGAGCUGCAAAGACCCUAUUCCUACUCCUGGUGCCUUACUUAUGCAGCACGACUGAAUUUUUUGUUUUGUUUUGUUUUGUUGAGACAGGGGCUUGCUCUGUUGCCCAGGCUGGAGUGCAGUGGCACAACAAUGGCUCACCGCAGCCUCGAACCCCUGGGCUCAAGCGAUCCUCCCAUCUCAGCUUCCUGGGUAGCUGGGACCAGAGGCGUGAGCCGCCAUAGCUGGCUAAUUUUUAAUUUUUUUUUUGCAGAGAUGAGGUUUCACCAUGGUGCCCAGGCUGGUCUCGAACUUCUGGGCUCAAGUGAUCCUCCCUCCUUGGCCUCGCAAAGUGCUGGGAUUGCAGGCAUGAGCCACCGCCCCCGGCCUGUGGAGCACACAUGAGUUUAAAAUUACUUUCCCUUCUGCCUAUAUUUCCGAGGAGGAAACUUCAUGCGCAGGGAUCUUUCUUAGUGGAUUUAAUGGCUAAAAGGUCUGUCUGAAUCCAGGACGCUGGCUUUAGCCUUCCUCGGCAGCUGCCGUAACCCCGGUGUCUAAACCUGAAGCAUCCCAGGAGCACCCACUCCAGGAGUUUUCUCGGCCGCGGAACUCAUUAGUUAGAGCGCCCUCUUGUGUUCUCAUGUGGUAAUCGGUCACUGAAGGACUUAAAAUGGUCCUUAGCCAACACACAGUAAAACUUUUCCCUCUUCUGACCCCAAGAGGUCAGCCACCCAUUUCAUGAGCAUAUACUGGUCGCCCCAUCAGCGUUCUCUGAUUGGCUAACUGAACCCACUCCCCGACCUAGACUCAAGACAGGCGAAGUGACGCUUAGGUCAACAUUCACUCACUAAAGCAACGACUGUCGGGCGAUUUUGUCUCCCGCUGGUUUUGGAAUGGUGUCUGGAGACAUUUUUGGUUGUCACAGCUGGGUGGGUGUGCUCCCGGCAUCUGGUGGGUAGAAACCAAGCAUGCUCCUAAACAUCCUACAGGCACAGAACCGUCUCCCACGACCAAGCAUGAUCAAGUCCCAAAUGCCAAUAAUGGCCAGGUUGAGAAACUCUGCACAGAAGCAUCCAGUUAUUUGUCUGUUUGCUCAACAAGCUUGUGCUCAUCAUGCUCUGUGUUCCUGACGCUGUGCUGGGUGUUGGCGGUGGGAAGAUUACAAGAGUCACAUGGCAGCUGUCCUCCUGGAAGGUACAACCCAGUAGAGAUGCAGACUAACAGAGAGCCAAUUACAAAGCAGUGUGACAAGCGUCAUGGUGGAAAAUUAAAAGCUCAAACAAGGGCACAUGGGAGGGGCUUCCAACACAGACUUUGGGGGAUCCAGGAAGGUCUAAGAGGAAAGUGGGUCUCACCAAAGCCUUGACCAUAGGCAGAGGGUACCAGUGGAAAAGGUGGGGUGAAGAACAUUGAGGACAAAAGGAAGAAGUGCAGGAAGGCCCUGAGGCAAGGGAGUGGGGGGUGCCCUGGAGGGAUGGCAGCAGGGCAGUCUGUCAGACCCAAGUGGCCUCCAGCCCUAGAAGCCAAUUAGUCCUCCUCAAAAAGCUGUCACUGUCCCCUAAGAAUUGCUGCCAGGCUCCCACUGGCCUGACUCAGUCUUUGAGAGUCUUAAGGAGGAGGUCUCUGAAAGGUACACACCAAGAACUCUCCCCAGCACAGCUGUUUUUAAGACUCUCCACCAGCGUCAUUGGCGUGUUGGGAAGAAACCCUCUGCCACAGAGGCCAGCUUCAGCCUUUGCCUAACACCGCAAGGGCAAAUGGAAAGGUAAACGGGAAGGAGAUGUCUCCCCAGCAGGCUAUUUGAGGACAGUCUUCCCUGCAGAAGAUCUCAACCUGGGGUCCACAGAGUGGAAAUGUUAGAGUAGGGAGCUAGGCAAACAUGAGCAGGACAGGUGAGGGCCCCCACAGGAAUGUCAGGCUACCAUCAGGUGAUGGUCAGGUGGUUGUUAAACUGUCUCUGUAAAAUAAUAAUUGGUUGCAGCCAGCUCCAAGCAAGGACAGUCUCUCAAUAGAUACAAAACACCCUGAUCUGGUGAUCAGCCGCUUCCCGAUAAGAUCUCAGGAGCUGGGCAAGCAGCCUGGAGCAUGCGCACCAAGAGGCAAAAUGGCGGAAUUUAACCAGUAUAUGACCUACCUUCCUCUGGGAACGCACGACUGGUAAGGGGAAAAAUGCCUCAAGUGAGCAUGCGCGCAACUUCAGUAAUCACACUGUGCAUGCGACCCCUUCCAAGUGCUGGCAGGUCACCACAUACGCGGACAGCCUGCUGCAAGGGAAGAAUCAGGGGAGAUGAGACGUAAAUCCCAGAACUAUGCCAAAUACAUAAAACCCCAAGUUAAGGGUCAGGCAGGGCACUUAGAUCUCUCAAGUUGCCUGCCUGACCCAAGUGUAGUGUACUUCCUUUUGUUCCUGCUCUAAAACUUUUUAAUAAACUCUCACUCCUGCUCUAAAA
This is a messenger RNA of Homo sapiens (human), 6813 nucleotides long. RefSeq names its product platelet and endothelial cell adhesion molecule 1 (gene PECAM1). Gene Ontology annotation, biological process: signal transduction; blood vessel development; cell adhesion. The record is from RefSeq and is marked reviewed. The coding region runs from base 196 to 2412 and encodes 738 amino acids. Lineage: Eukaryota; Metazoa; Chordata; Mammalia; Primates; Hominidae. The transcript has 16 exons. Gene Ontology annotation, cellular component: anchoring junction; cell-cell junction; membrane.